UAGUGAGAGAGAGUGAGAGUCAGUCUAAUACACAACAGUCUAAUCAAGUAUUCAUUACUGACUUGAAGUUAGAAUACAUUUGAUAUGCAAUAGAAAAAAGUGUUUUAUUUAUGUGUUAUUAUUAUUAUAGACUGUAAUAGUCAUUGAAAUUAAUUGAUUCAAUGAAACACAAGUCAUUAAAAUAUUAAAAAACAAUAAUUUAAUUAUUAAUUGAUUUAAAAACGACAACAAAUUAAAGAAAUCAUUUGAAAGACACUGUUGUGUGUGAGUGUGUGUCCAUCACAAGCACCGGCAUCACACCAUCGGCGGCAAAAUGUCCGGCACUUUGACGUCUGUUCGGCAAUGGUUUUGGUCAGAGCCGGUAUGGAUACCACCCAACACCACAUGGAGUCUCUAUGAAGAUAAUUACCGACACUUCAAUGAUAUCUAUUAUUCACUUAUAACCGCUGUUUUCUUGAUUGGCAUCAGAUUCACACUCGAGAGGUAUAUCUACGCACCGGUCGGCAUAUAUUUAGGUUUACGGCCAACACAUGGCAAGAGUCCGCCCCAUAACGCCAUCCUUGAACAGGCGUUUCGCGCCUCAAAAGGAAAGCUAAGUCACAAACAGAUUCAAGGCUUAUCCAAACAGUUGGAUUGGACUGAAAGGCAGGUGCAGAGAUGGGUGCGCCUAAAGACGGCAUGUAAUAGACCGACAGUGCUCUCCAAGUUCACUGAAAGCGCAUGGCGAUGUAAUUUCUAUUUUGUAUCAUUUGUUUAUGGAGUUUAUGUACUUUGGGACAAGCCAUGGAUGUGGGACUCAAUGUAUUGUUUCAUCGAUUAUCCACAUCAUUCCAUAUCAAGUGGUGAAUGGUUUUACUAUAACUUUGAAACAGCUUUCUAUUUGGCAUUACUUUUCUCGCAAUUCAUUGACGUUCAGAGAAAAGAUUUUUGGGCGAUGUUUAUCCACCACGUGGUAAGUCUUUGUUUACUAGGCUUUUCGUGGGCCUGUAAUCUGGUCAGAAUCGGUACACUUGUUCUACUAAUACACGACUUUGCAGACAUACCUUUAGAGGGUGCAAAAAUGAUGGUUUAUGUGAAGAAACAGCGUCUGGCAGACGGAAUAUUUGUCGUAUUUACCGUUUGCUGGAUUGUCUCCCGUAUCGGUCUACUCCCGUACCGAAUAUUAUAUUACUCAUUAUAUAAGGCAUUGGAUGUCGUGCCUAUGUUUGCAGCAUAUUAUAUAUUCAAUGGACUUUUAUGUGCCCUCCAAGCGCUUCAUAUUGUGUGGACCUGGUUUAUAGUGAGGAUAGCCAUACAUGCUGUCAACAAUAAUGGAAUCAAAGAUUUACGUUCUGACGAUGAAUCGAGUGAAGGAUCACUAAAAGACUCGUCGGAUGAACUGUUGAACGGAGCCAUCGAUGGCAGUAAUGUCUUGAAUAAGAACUAUUCUAAUGGCGGUUUGAAAACAGUCACAAAUUCAUCGAUUAAUUUAAUAACAAAUAAUCACAAUAAGAGUCAGAGACGGCAUUCAAAUGAUGACAACUUGUGAUUAUUCAUUUCAUAGACUUUAUUAAUACAUAAACUAAAAUCAUUAGCCUUUUUAAAUAAUUAUGAAAUUUAUUAUUUGCUUGUAUUGUAUAUCUCUAAACAUAUACUGAAUAUUAUAGUUCUCUAAAUGACAAAAAGUGACCAAAUUUUGGAAUAUUUUUGAUUCUUUACUAUUAUUUAUUGAUAUUUUUAAAAAACAAAACAUGUUUAUAAGUUUGCAAUCUCGAUGCCUAUAUUAUAAGUGAGUUAAAUAACGAUAAAAUUAUAAUCAUAUACAUAAUUAACUAAUUAAUAACUUAAUGAAUAGAUUAUAUAAAAUUAUAUUACGGUAAUGUCACGAAAGCCAUCUUUAAUUAUAAAUAAGCGUUAAUUUAAUUAAAAAAAUAAGUUAAUUAUCCGGCAAUGUGUAAAUUUUUUAUUCAUUUUUUAAAAAUAAUUGUUAUUUUAUUAAACUGUAAAAGUUGAAAAUUACGAAUAUAACGAUUAGUUUAUAUAUGUGUCCGGUAAUUAUUUUUGUUUUUAUGAURAAAAUUUAUUUUUUAAUAAUCAAAAUAUAAUUUUACAAAAGCAAUUAUAAAUUUGUAAAAAUCUCAUUUUUAUAAUGUAUUAUUACUGUACGCUGAUUGAUUAUAAUAAUUUUAUUAUAUGCAUUAUACUGUAAAUGUUUUAUGUUUAUUUGUUUAUUACGAAAAUUUGUUUAUCUAAUUUAUUUUCAAUUAAAUAAAUUUAAAUAUAAUUCA
Molecule: messenger RNA, 2267 nt
Organism: Oppia nitens
Lineage: Eukaryota; Metazoa; Arthropoda; Arachnida; Sarcoptiformes; Oppiidae
Product: ceramide synthase 6-like
Exons: 9
Coding region: 314-1528 (404 amino acids)
Biological process (GO): ceramide biosynthetic process
Cellular component (GO): membrane
Molecular function (GO): DNA binding; sphingosine N-acyltransferase activity
Source: RefSeq, a predicted model, not a curated record